Molecule: messenger RNA, 1251 nt
Organism: Manihot esculenta (cassava)
Lineage: Eukaryota; Viridiplantae; Streptophyta; Magnoliopsida; Malpighiales; Euphorbiaceae
Exons: 4
Coding region: 92-862 (256 amino acids)
Biological process (GO): regulation of flower development
Cellular component (GO): nucleus
Molecular function (GO): protein binding
Source: RefSeq, a predicted model, not a curated record
UAUAUAGCUAAGUCUCAAAGACAAAUUAAGUGGCAAAGUGGCCGGGGCAGAUAGAGAAACCACCUUCUACGACUCUCUCUUUCUAUCCUCAAUGGCUUCCAUCCCUCAUUUCUACUCGGAUUAUCAGUUUUCUCCUCAAGAAUUCUCAGAUAUUACGUCGAUGAUUGCUCAACAACAUUCUAUGUUGGGCCAUGAGCUCAACGUCCUUCCCUUUUUGUAUGAUAAUAAUGGGGGUCUUGAGGGUUUUCAGGUAGACUCCGAUAUCUUAUCGCGUGUUCCAAUGAUGACGACAACCACCACUACAGCCACCUCAUUCCCUGAGCAACUUGGGUUUUCUGAGGUUGUUGUGCCUUCAUUGCUGGACUACAGAAUGGGUUUUAGUGACAUUCCCAACAUUCAAAACUUUGGAGGCGGAUUUCAGUAUUCAGAUGCCUGCGAAUGUGGAGAGAGUUGUUCCGGUUUUGUGCCUAGUUUCAAGUCUGUUUGUCCUAAUUCUAGAGAAAAUUGGGGUAUUCAAUGCAAUCAAAUGCCAGCCAUGGAACACACCAACAUGAAGGUUGGCCGAUAUACAGCGGAAGAAAGGAAGGAUAGAAUUCUAAGGUACUUGAAGAAGAGAAACCAAAGAAACUUCAAUAAGACCAUCAAGUAUGCUUGUCGGAAAACUCUAGCUGACCGAAGAGUUCGUGUCCGGGGAAGAUUUGCCAGAAAUAAUGAAUUAUGUGAAGACGAAAAGAUUGACAAUCCUCUCCAAGAAAAAGAAUCAUAUAGCAAUGAUACCCUCGAGAUGAAGAAUGAUGAUGAUGAUGAUUGGCUGCAAGAAGCUGUAGCAAGUCUAAUGUAUGUACCAUAUAUAGCUGGAUGACUUAAAUAAUGAAUUGUGUGGAGAAUGAACAGAGAUGGAAAGAAGACUGUUGGGAUAUAUAUAUAUAUAUAUAUAUAUAUAUAUAUAUUUUGUGGGUGGAUGGACAUGCACAUGCACAUGCACAUGCACAUGCACAUGCACAUGCAUGCUCUAACCAAUCUAAUUAGGUAGAGAGAGAGAUGACAAGUUGGGUGUUAAUGUCAUCUUAACAUCAUUUUCAUGUUGGUUGUUUUCGGUCCCAAAAGAGGAAAAGAUUCACCACCUUACUGUCAUAUGAUAAUCUCCAUCUUCUUUUUCAUUUUAGCAAUGACAUGGAAGCUUUGGAAACAACUGUGUACGUUGUAAUUAGUGUUGUAGUUGAUCAGCAUAUAUUGACUCAGGAUUUUUAA